Messenger RNA from Brugia malayi, 1596 nucleotides. Its product is annotated as mothers against decapentaplegic homolog 3, putative. The record is from RefSeq and is a predicted model, not a curated record. Gene Ontology annotation, biological process: BMP signaling pathway; cell differentiation; anatomical structure morphogenesis. NCBI's taxonomy places the organism in Eukaryota, Metazoa, Nematoda, Chromadorea, Rhabditida, Onchocercidae. The transcript is spliced from 10 exons. Gene Ontology annotation, cellular component: heteromeric SMAD protein complex. Gene Ontology annotation, molecular function: I-SMAD binding; DNA-binding transcription factor activity, RNA polymerase II-specific; RNA polymerase II cis-regulatory region sequence-specific DNA binding. The coding region runs from base 1 to 1596 and encodes 531 amino acids.
AUGGGGAUGGGGUGGAGGAUCUUGAAAUUUGCGUCGGCCAUUGCUUUCGGCUGCGUUAUUUUCAGGCGAUUUUUUUGGCCACUAUUGAAUAUUUGGUGUAUCAUUGGUUGUUUCAUCAUGAAGGGAUUAUUUGAUAUCGGUACGGCUAGCGCAACGGUGCGUCGACUGGUAGCAAUGAUUCGGGAAAAGCCUCUUAGUGAAGAGACAACCAACAUUGAGGAUGAACAUUGGCCCGAGAAAGCGGUGAAAAGUUUGGUAAAGAAACUCAAGAAAUCGAAAGCUAUCGAUGAACUGGAAAAAGCGAUUUCGACAGAAGAUCCAAAUACUGAUUGUGUUUGUAUCCCACGGUCGUUGGACGGCCGAUUGCAGGUGUCACAGCGUAAAUGUUUGCCUCAUGUGAUCUAUUGUCGAAUGUGGCGUUAUCCAGAACUUGCUUCAUCUCAUCAAUUGAAAUCUGUCCCACAUUGUCGUUUUCCAUAUAGUAAAAAGCUGGAAUCAGUUUGUGUCAAUCCUUAUCAUUAUGAAAAAAUCGAGAAUCCUCCGCUGCCUGCUAUUCUUAUACCUCGCAAUGACAAUUUGAAUGGAAUUGGCAGCUUUUCCAAUGUUGGUGAUCUUUCGAAAGCACUCCGAACCGUUUAUCCCACAGUGGAUACUAAUGAGAUGGUGACACAGGGUAUUCCGAACCGUAUUGUAACUAAUGGUGAUCAAAUAGGAUGGCAUAAUAGUCGUAAUUCUCCAACACUUUCAUCACCAAAUAUGAACAGUCCUAGCGGAAUUCAUGCUAUUAGUCUUAUGCCGUUAUCACCUACUGAGAAUACUAUGGAAAAUCGCUUAUUCUCUAUCAAAACUGAAGCAAUUUCUCCGCGUGGUUAUAUAAGUGAAGAUUUGGAAAUGGACGAGAGUCAGAGUCCGGAUUCAUCGCAAGUACUUUCACCUACUUGUGAUUCCUCGGUUACUGAACGAGCCAAUAAUUUGAAUUUAAUCGCUGUCGAAUAUUGUGAACCACCGUUUUGGUGUUCCGUAUCAUAUUAUGAGCUGUCAGAACGAGUUGGUGAAACAUUUCAUGCAUCACAGCCAUCUUUGAUUGUUGACGGAUAUACGGCACCUUCUGAUGCAGAACGUUUUUGCCUUGGUCAACUUUCUAAUGUUAACCGUACUGCUAGCGUUAUGGAAGCUCGAAAACAUAUUGGUCGUGGUGCACGUUUCUAUUAUAUAGGUAGUGAGGUGUUUUGUGAGUGCUUAAGUGAUUCGGCAAUAUUUGUACAAAGUCCAAAUUGUAAUCAGCGGCAUGGUUGGCAUCCGGCUACAGUUUGUAAAAUUCCACCGAAUUGCAACUUAAAGAUUUUUAACAAUGCCGAAUUUGCUGCACUGCUAGCUGCAUCAGUUCCGCAAGGUUUUGAAGCUGUUUAUGCUCUUACUCGAAUGUGUACUAUUCGAGUAUCUUUCGUAAAAGGUUGGGGUGCAGAGUACCGUCGUCAAACGAUCACCGCUACACCAUGUUGGAUCGAAGCAUAUCUUAAUGGUCCAUUACAAUGGCUGGAUAGUGUUUUGAAGCAGAUGGGCAGUCCACCAAAUCGGUGUACAAGCUUUACGUAG